Molecule: messenger RNA, 1337 nt
Organism: Zea mays
Lineage: Eukaryota; Viridiplantae; Streptophyta; Magnoliopsida; Poales; Poaceae
Exons: 9
Coding region: 99-1067 (322 amino acids)
Cellular component (GO): membrane
Source: RefSeq, a predicted model, not a curated record
AUUGAAUUGCUUCUCGCGGUACCGGUCACCGGUGGAACCAACUCCCCACCACCCGCCCCCGCGCCCGCGGGCUCCAGGCCGAGCCGAAGCUAGGCGCGAUGUCGCUGUCACCGGCGGACGGCGCAGCGUACUGGCUGCGGUGGCAGGUCCUCGUCUGCGGCGCGCUCAUCGCGCUGCCCACGGUGGCCGCGGCGGCGCUGCUGCCGCGGCUGCGGAGCUCAGCGCCGCCCCUGCGCGCGGCCGACCUCUGGGUUCCUUGCUGGGCGCGCCUCCACCCGGGCUGGCUCCUUGCCUACCGCGCCGUCGCGCUCGCCGCCGCUGUAGCGCUUCUCGCGCGCCUCGUCGUCGCGCGCGGCAUCACCGUCUUCUACUUCUACACCCAGUGGACGUUUCUAUUAGUCACCAUAUAUUUUGCGUUUGCCACAGCUAUAUCAGCCCAUGGAUGUUUGGUUUACUCAAGGAAAAGUUUGAGGAAAGCCGACGAAUCCCGUGGACUUCUUAAUGCUGAUGUCGAAAAUCGUGAUGUUUCCAAUUCUGUUUCUGGAGAGAGGAAAACAGAUGAGACAAAUAUGAUGAUGAGCUAUUAUGAACAAAUAGUGAAUGAGAGAAGAGCUGGGUUCUGGGGCCGGUGCAUGGAAAUCAUAUACCAGACUAGCGCAGGUGCAACAAUGUUGACUGAUGUCACAUAUUGGGGCCUUCUUGUGCCAUUUUUCUACCGUGACAAGUUUGGGUUAGCUUUGUUCACUGAUGGCAUGCACUCCUUAAAUGCUGUUUUUCUACUUAUUGACACACUUCUCAACAACAUGCCCUUUCCCUGGUACCGAAUGUCUUUCUUUGUUUUCUGGAGCUGCGCCUAUGUAACAUUCCAGUGGGUCCUUCAUGCUUGUGGAGGCGUAUCCUGGUGGCCGUACCCAUUUCUGGACCUUUCAUCAUCUGGAGCUCCUCUAUGGUACCUCGGCAUGGCCAUCGCUCAUGUCCCCUGCUUCUUCCUGUAUUGGUUGAUCGUCAAGGCGAAGCACACUUAUUUCCAACGGAUGUUCCCACAUGCUUAUGUUAGGGCAACAUAGACCCAUUUAUCUAAUCACAGCCCCUUUGAGAUGGGUAUGAGACCUGAGAACACGCCAGGACCGGCAUGUUGAUCAAUGAAUCGCAGAGGUUCACUGUCACCUGGGAACACGGUCUUGUGCUCUGUGCCUCUGUGUGUUCCUUUCCUUCGCUUGAACUUGAAGUGCACAUUGGAAGCACGCCCAUGGUUUCCCUUUCCCCCAAGGAUGAUGUAUUGCAUUUUAUGGUGAUAAAAGGACGCUUUUGAACUACAGUGCUCGAGUAUUUCUUCA